Molecule: messenger RNA, 1503 nt
Organism: Triticum turgidum subsp. durum (durum wheat)
Lineage: Eukaryota; Viridiplantae; Streptophyta; Magnoliopsida; Poales; Poaceae
Source: the annotation of a GenBank genome assembly
AUGGAUCCCCUUUUGGUCGUGUGGAGUAAGGGGAGAGAGGGGGUACUAUCAUAUACAAUGGAAACUCUACGUGACAUGGCUCUGCCACCAGGAUUUGGAUUCCAUCCUAAGGACACUGAACUCGUUGCUCACUAUCUGAAAAAGAAAAUACUUGGUCAGAAAAUUGAAUAUGACAUUAUACCAGAGGUGGAUAUAUACAAGCAUGAACCAUGGGAUUUACCUGCGAAGUGCAAUGUUCCAACACAGGAUAACAAGUGGCAUUUCUUUGCUGCUCGAGACAGAAAGUAUCCUAAUGGUGCUCGGUCAAAUAGGGCAACGGUUGCUGGGUAUUGGAAGUCUACUGGAAAAGACCGGGCCAUUAAGGUGGAUAAGAGGACCAUAGGAACAAAGAAAACUUUAGUUUUUCAUGAAGGUCGGCCUCCCACUGGAAAACGUACUGAGUGGAUUAUGCAUGAAUACUACAUAGAUGAGAACGAAUGUCAAUCCUGCCCUGAUAUGAAGGAUGCCUUUGUUCUAUGUAAAGUUACUAAAAGAAUUGACUGGACAUCAGAGAAUGGUAACGAGGUGGGCAAUAAUAACCCUCAGCCACAACAAGCAAAUGUUGCUGCUAUUUUAGCUGUCAGUGUUGAACAGCCAGAUACUGCUGCAUCAUCAAUUAUUGGUGAUGAACUUCCAAGUGAUGCUGCUACCGUAGCUAUCCCUGCUCACAUGACUCCAGAUGGGAAUGAUGACCUUAAAGAAUGGCUGGAAGAACUGCUUGAUACCUCCUUUGAUCCUUCUGCUAACACUGCAGUGGAUUCUGUUUCUGCUCAACUGUCUCCGGAUGAACAAAAUGCUGAAUCAUUGAACAUUGGUGCUAUGGCUCCGAAGGUGGAACUGGACUAUGCCAGUCCUAACCAGACUGUGGUAGACGAUACAGACUUCCUGUUGCCAGAUGAUAUUCACUCCAUGUUGUAUCCUGGUAGUGAUGACUUCACUUCAUGGCAGCAAACAUACUUUACGGCGGCGGAUCCCUUCAGUCUGUCAAACAACUUCAUGGAUGAAUUUCAGAUGAAAGAGCUACAGUUACCUCUGGAAAAUAAUGGGCCUAAUCUGUAUGAACCUGCUGAUACUGGAAUUGUAGUGCGAACACGUCAUGGGGGAACAUCUGCAGCUAGCGUUCCACCAUACAAGGCUCGACUUCAGCAAAGUCUUGGCAGGAUGGUUACGAGCAGCUCUGAAUCCAUCAACCAGACUAUCAAGUUCGUUGACAAUAACGGUCAUCUUGAUCUCAUGACUAAUGUGAAACACCAGAAGAAACAUGUGCGUGAUAUUACUUGUGCCAGGCAGUCUGAUGCAGAGAAGUGUGGAAGUCACAACAACCAAGGAUUUUUCAGGGGCGUCCAAAGGGCAUUUAGAGGCUGUUCAGCAACAGGACUCAAUAUACUCGUUGCUCUUUGCAUGGUUGGAGUUGCUGCAGCAAUACUGCACCAUGGACGUCACCGUGGCGGGAUCAGUUUGUAG